AUGGUUAGCCAAAGGCAGCGACUUGCUCGGAAGCGAUUCAAAGCGGAGCACCCUGAACUGUUUCCCAAUCCCGAGCCCACACCCCCGAAAGAUCCUAACAAGAAGAAGAAGAAGAGUAGUGCGUUCAAGCGCAAAAGGGCCGAGUCCAAACCCGGCUCCUGGAAGAAACACCCACUUAGAGUUCCCGGCAUGAAGCCCGGCGAGAGCUGCUUCAUCUGCAAGGCCAAAGAUCACAUCGCCAAGCUCUGUCCCGAAAAGGUUGAAUGGGAAAAAAACAAGAUAUGUUUGCGGUGUCGUCGACGUGGUCAUAGAGCUAAGAACUGCCCUGAGGUGCAAGAGGCCGCCAAGGAUGUCAAAUAUUGCUAUAACUGUGGGGAAACUGGUCACUCUCUAACACUGUGUCCGCACCCCCUCCAGGAAGGAGGGACAAAGUUUGCUGAGUGCUUUGUCUGUAACCAACGUGGACACUUGAGUAAAAACUGUCCUCAAAAUACUCAUGGCAUUUAUCCAAAGGGUGGUUGCUGUAAAAUAUGUGGUGGUGUCACACAUUUGGCAAAAGAUUGUCCCGACAAAGGAAGGCAAGGAUCUGGUGCUGCUAAUGGCCCUGUUGGUAGAUCAACGAGAAUUGAAGAGAGGUCCAGGGGCAAGGUUACCAAAUUUAUUAGCGGGGAUGAUAUUGAGGAUGACUUCAUGGUAGAUGACAUACAUAGUGGCAACAAUAACAAGUCAGCAAAGUCAGAAGAUGAAAUUGCAAAACCAAAGAAGAAGGAUCCUAAAGUUUCUGAUGCUAUGACUGUGACCGAUAGCCAUGACGGCACGCUGAGCCAGAUCUCUGACAGUAAGCAGUGCAGAGAGGGGGAGAAUCCUCAAACGCUCACUUCUCCGGAACAUGGAGGCACUGAUAAAAGGAAGAAAAAGAGAAAGAAGAGAAACGACGAAUCAAACGAACAGUCCCAGAUUGAGGUAUGCCCUAAACCCUUAGUAGACUUACUGUUGUUUCAAGAGGAAAAUGGUGUAGCCGCUCUAGAUAAUCCUAAUCCAAUCUACAAUAAGAAGAAAACUAAAAAUUUGCAUGGUGAACAACAGCUUCACCCAUCUAACUCUUCAAUUGGGAUUUGUGUGGUAUCUGAUGACACGCAGGGGGAAGAAGCACGACAAGGUGAUGCUAAUGGGAAUAGGGGUUUGUGCCCUAAUCCCUUAGUGGACAGACCAAUCCCAAUUGCUCCACGAGAGGAAAAUGGUGAGGCUACUGCACAGAAUCAUUGCUCAAUCCCCAAGAAGAAGAAGAGCUUGCCAGUUGCUGAACAGAUAUGUGACUCUUCAAUCCUGAUAGGUGUGGAACCUGGUUUUACGAGGGAAAAGGGAUCACGACAAGGUGAUGCCAAUGGGAAUGGGAUUUUGUGCCCUAAACCCGUAGUUACACUAAAUCCAAUUGUUUCUCAUGAGGAAAAUGCUAAAGCAACUGCACAGGACCAUAACUCAAUCCUUAAGAAGACUUUGCCAGGUGCUGAACAGAUAUGUGACUCUUCAAUCCUGAUAGGUGUGGAACCUGGUUUUACGAAGGAAAAGGGAUCACGACAGGGUGAUGCCAAUGGGAAUGGGGUUUUGUGCCCUAAACCCGUAGUUACACUAAAUCCAAUUGUUUCUCAUGAGGAAAAUGCUAAAGCAACUGCACAGGACGAUAACUCAAUCCUUAAGAAGAAGACUUUGCUAGGUGCUGAACAAUUAUGUGACCCUGGUGAUAAUGGGAAUGAGGGUUUUUGCCCGAAAACCUCAGUAGACACACAGCUCCCAAUUGUUCCCCGUGAGGAAAGUGCUGAAGCAACUGCACAGAACCCUACUCCAAACCCCAAGAAGAAGAGGAAGAGGAAGAAGAAGAAGAAGAGUUUGCGAGGUGCAGAGCAAAUGUGUGAUCCUUCCGUCCAAAUAGGUGUGGAACUUGAUGUUAGGCGGGAGGAAAGAGAACAACAAGGUUCUGAAACAAGUACACAGAACCCUAACGCAACUCCCAAGAGAAAGAGGAGGAAUAAUGUGGAAAAUGAACUACAGCAACUUCAGACAUGCGACCCUUCAAUCCCGAUCUAUGUAGAACCUGAAGUUAAAAAGGGAGAAGGAGCACAUCGAGGUGAUGCUAAUGAAGCUGGAAUAUCAGGAAUAAAUGAAGAACGCCUUGUACCUGAUGCUACAGCCCCAGAAAACACGCACUGGAAAAAUGAUUCCUCCGGGAAAAAGGAGAAAGUGUUUAAGCCUGACUGUUCUCAACCUGAAGUGGUACUCCAGUUAGACACAGCAACCCCUUCUGACCUAGAACUUAAACAAAAGGCACAACCGAUUGAAGCUAAGAUAGAGUAUCCUCAAACGAGUUUACGUGCACAACACACUCAACCUCAACCUUCUUCUAACCAUGCACCUGCUGUUCGAGGAAUAAAUGAAGAAUGCCCUGCACCUGAUCCAGCACCCCUGGAGCACACUCAUCAGAAAAAGAGGACGAGGAAAAAGAAGAGUGUGCUUAAUCUCCCACGGGUUGAACUACAACUAGAACCAGAACCAAAACCAAAGGAGUCCAAUAAUACAGAGCACCCUCAACAAUGUACGCCCUAUUUAGAACUGAAAGUUAUGGUAAAAAUAGGUGCAGAAGCCAAUGUAGACCACUCUCAAGUGUGUCCUCAACCUGAAUUGGCUCCCCCAUUAGAUAUAACAACUCCUAAUGUCACAGUGGUGGAAAAAAGGGUAGAACUAACUGAAGCUAAUGUGGAGAAUCCUCAAGCAUGUUCUAAACCUGAAUUAGCAUCCCUGAUAGAUCUUCCAGCUCCAACAGGCCCAGAAAAGAAACAACAGGCAUAUCCUAUCAAAAUCCCAGAAAAACAUACUCAACUCCCCAAAUCUCAACCUUGUGCAGAGCCUCUGGUCGAUUCAACAACUCCAAUUGAUCUAGGCAGAAGAGAACAUACAAAUAAGAGGGUAAUAGAAAAAAUAAUGUGCUCAGAAGAGAAGGUGGGAAACCAUGGAAGCCCAUUACAUAUGGACAUAACCCUCAACCUGGCCCCAGACCCGGGACAGCAAGACCCAGCAUCCUCAUUAAGCUCACAACCUGUAUCCCUGACAGAUCAAGCAAUCCCAGUGGAUCCAGCAAUCCCAAUAGACUCAGAGCAAAAGAUGAAGAAGAAAAUAAAGCAAAGGGAGACUGUGGUGGUGGGGGAAGAAGAGCCUAAUCAUAAUAAAUGUGAUACAGAGCAGCCAAAAGUGACAAUUCAGAAAUCUACAUUUAUAGAAGCACCCCCAAUAGAUCCAACAAUUAAAAUGGACCAUUGCCUUGCAGUCCCAAUGUGCCCAACAAACUCAACAGACAUAAAACAAGAGAUCUCAAAGAAAAAUAGGAAGAAGAAAAGGAAAGGAGGAAUGAGGGCAGAAAAGAAAAAAGAGACGGAACCGAGUGAAGCACAUGUACAACAUCCUCAACCUUCUAUCCAUGAACCUGCUGUCCGAGGAAUAAAUGAAAAAUGUCCUGCACCUGAUCCAGCACCCCUGGCGGGCCCACACCCAAAAAAGAAGAGGAGGAAAAGGAAGAGUGUGCUUAAUCUCCCACGGGUUGAGCUACAACUAGAACCAGAACCAAAGGAGUCCAAUAAUAUAGAGCACCCUCAAGAAUGCACCUCCUCUUCAGAACUAAAAGUUACGGUGAAAAUAGGCACAGAAACCAAUGCAGACCACUCUCAAGUGUGCCCUAAACCUGAAUUGGCUCCCCCAUUAGACAUAGCAAAUCCUAAUGACACAGUGGUGGAAAAAAGGGCAGAACCAUCUAAAGCUAAUGUGGAGGGACCUCAAGCGUGUUCUAAACUUAAAUUAGCAUCCCUGAUAGAUCUUCCAGCCCCAACAGGCCCAGAAAAGGAACAAGAGACAUAUCCUUUCAAAAUCCCAGAAGAACAUACUCAACUCCCCAAACCUCAACUUUGUGCAGAGCCUCCAAGUGAUUUGACAACCCCAAAUGAUCAGAGCAGAAGAAAACAGAAAAAUAAGAGGGUAAUAGAAAAAAUAAUGUGCUCAGAGGAGAAGGAGGUGAACUAUGGAAGCCCAUUGCAUAUGGACAUAACCCUCAACGUGGCCCCAGACCUAGUCCAACAAGACCCAACAACCCCAUUAAGCUUACAACCAGCAUCCUUAAUAGACCAAACAAUCGUGGUGGAUCCAGCAAUCCCAACAGACGCAGAACAAAAGAUGAAGAGGAAAAUAAAGCAAAGGGAGACUGUGGUGGAGGGGGAAGAAGAGCCUAGUCAUAAUAAAUGUGAUACAGAGCAGCCAAAAGUCACAAUUCAGAACUCUACAUGCCUUAUAGAAGCACCCCCAAUAGACCCAGCAAUUAAAAUGAACCAUUGUCUUACUUUCCCAAUGUGCCCAACAAACUCAAAAGAUAUAGAACCGGAGAUCUCAAACACAAAUAGGAAGAAGAAAAGGAAGAGUGCACGCAAAAGUGAAGUGGCUGAAGCCAAUAAACAGAACAGUGAAGCGGCAGAACCCAAUGAACGCAAUGGCAAGCUCAAUGAAGUCCCAUCUGGGGCCUCAGCUCAACAAUUUGUAUACCCUAUAACAGUACCCUCAAAUGACCAAAUAAACUCAAUAGGCGCAGCUACCCUUAUAGACACAACAACCCCAAUAGACCAAGGUCAGGAGAUGACCAAGAAAAAGAGGAAGAAGAAGAGAAAUAGGAGAUCGCACAUAAAUGAAGGGGCUGAACCCAAUGAACCAGAUGACAAACAACCUGAAACCGCAGUCCAGGGAUUUGUAUAUCCUAUAGUAGCACCCUCAAUGGACUUAACAAUCUCAGCCCAACCUUUGCCAAUAGACACAGUAACCCCAAUAGACCAAGAUAAGAAGACGUGUAAGGAAAAGAGCAAGAGGAGUGCCCUUAUAAGCGAAGGGGCAGAGCUUAAUGAACAUGAUGGAAAACCAGCUGAAACCCCAGUUCAGCAAUCUAUAUAUCCUAUAGCAGCUCCCUCAAUAGAAUCAGCAAUUCCAACAGGCCAAGCUCCCCAAAUUGACCCUGCAACCCCAGUAGACCCAGAACAGAUGACCAAGAGGAAGAGAAGUAACAGUGCAUUGAAAAACGAGUUUUUAGAAUCUUUGAAACACAAUACUGAUCCAACUGCAGAAACCCCAGUUCAUGAAACUAAAAGAACCAAAACUAAAAAAUUUAUGGGCAGAUGCAAUGCUGAUCUAGCUGCUAAAGCCCCGGUUCAGAGAACUGAGUCUCUCAAAGUCACUAGAUCUUCUUUUAAACGUCGUGGUGAAAGUUCCAUGGGCAAAUGCAAUGCUCAACUAGCUGCUGAAACCCCGGUUGGGAGAGUCACUAGAUCUGUUUCUAAACGUCAUAGUGAAAGGGGGGAAGAAGGUUUGCUAAGUGCUUACUCUGUCAUGAGCACGGACACUUCAGCUAUAACUGCCCUCAAAGUGAGACACUACCGCUCUAAUCCCUCAAAAUGGUCACAGAAAUUAUCCAAAGCAUCAAUGGAAACUAAAGGACAGCCUCUUCCCGAACGUAGGAUGGUCUUCCGGAUGACCCCAAGUGCUCCCGCUCAGGGAACUCGGUUCUCGGUUCCUAUGCCAUAA
This is a messenger RNA of Sphenostylis stenocarpa, 5604 nucleotides long. The record is from the annotation of a GenBank genome assembly. Lineage: Eukaryota; Viridiplantae; Streptophyta; Magnoliopsida; Fabales; Fabaceae.